UUAAAUGGUCCCCACCCUCCAGGAGUUUCCAUUCUAAUGGAGGAGGCAAAGGUGUCAAUGACUAGGGACCUACAAGCUAUAGACAGAGCAGAGGGCAGGUGCUCCUCAGCAUCUGGGGAAAGAAAGGCUCCCUGCAAAAGGUAGGACAGAAGGCAGAGAGGGUGGGUUCUGGGGAGAAACAGUGGGGACGAGAUGGGUGAAGAUCAGGGUAGAGGAUGGAGGGGCAAGGACAGGGCUCUGGGGUCAGAGUGGAAGGGAGAAUGGGACAAGGAGCACUAAUUACCCUUCCUGCAGGCAGAUGUCCCUCCAGCCACCCAACCCCCAGCCCACUUGGGUGGGACCGUCACCAGAGCCUUGUUUGCCAUCUUUGGCCUCUCAGGAUCUUAUGCUGAGAAAGUGGUCUGUUGAAAAAAGUGAAGGCCUUGCCAGCAACUUCAAAUCCCAGCUCAGACUCAACUAGCUAAAUGAUUAUAGUUAAGCCCCUUCUCUCUGAGCUUCAUUUUCUUUGAUCUCUAACAUGGGAAUAAUCAUAGGGGCACCACCUGCCCUCACCAGGUCCUGAAAGGGAAGCAUUUUGCAAACUUGAAAAUACUCCAUAAAUACUUGGACCAGACCUGUGAUAUCUUUCAUCCUUGUGGGAAAAUUCUCAAUAAUAUGAAUUCUUAUUAUCUAUUAGGACCAACUAGCUUACAGGGUUGUUAGAUCAAAGGAGAUUUUUGUCUGCAUUGAAGUGAUUUAAUAGGUUGGUGAGGAAAGUCUACUGAUAGGGAUCAACCAUUGUUUCACAACUUAAAUAGUCUUAGAGAAUUGCCUGGGGCACUUAGAGAGUAUGUGUCAGAGGCUGGACUUGAACCCAGGCAGGCCUGGAGGCCUGUUCUAUCCACUGCACCACCUUGCCUCUUAAAUUGGAUGAAGUGUGUAAAGUUCCCUGAAGAGCUUCAGUUCUGGCUUCUCAAGACUCUUGUCUUCUCUGCCAAAGGAGAGUCAAGGAGAAGAAGGAGAAAAUGACUUCUGGGCUUCUGAUAGCCACUGCCCAGAAAGCACUGACCUUCCAAGAUGUGGCUGUGGAGUUCACCCAGGAGGAGUGGGGGCUGCUGGACCCUGCUCAGAAGGACAUGCACAGGAACGUGAUGCUGGAGAACUAUGAGAACUUUGUCUCCCUUGGCCUUCCAGUUCCUAAACCAGCUCUGCUUUUCCAUUUGGAGAGAAGAGAAACACCAUGGCUACCAACAGGAGUCCUGGGAAGUACCUACUCAGGUUUCCUUGUACAGAAGCCAAAUUGUGAAAGCACAGAGUCAACUCCAAUGCAGCAUAUUUCUAUGGGAAAACCAUCCAAGGAAAGACUCAAAAAAGAUGGUCCCUGCAAUUCUAAGUUGGAAGAAGCUUGGGAUUUUGAUGUCAGGUUAGAGAGGCAGAACAACCACCAAGAAAAACCAUCCAGACAAUUAAGAGUCAUUCACAAGAAUAUUUUUAAUAGAUUAAAUACUAAUGAAUAUACAACAGAUGAAAAAAAGGUCAAUCUAGGGUCAAAUCUCAUCUCACAACAGAAAGUUACUACAGGAAAAUGUCUGCAUAAAUAUGAUAUACUUGGAAACAGUGUCAAACAGUAUUCAGACUUAAUUAAGCAUAAUAGGAUUUCCCUGGGGAAGAAACUUCCUAAGUAUAAUAAUGACAGGAAACCUUUUAUUUACCAUUCAAACCUUAUUCAUUACCAUAGAUUACAUACACGAGGAAAAGACCCUAAGUAUAAUCAAAGUGGCAAAGAUAUCAGCAUCAACUCCUCAUGCCCUACUGUACAUCAAAAAACAAAUACAGGAGAAACCCCUUACAAGUGUAAUGAAUGUGGGAAAGGCUUUAAGCAAAAGAAAUACCUAAAAACACACAAGAUAAUUCAUAUUAGAGAGAAAUCCUUUGGUUGUAAAGAAUGUGGGAAGGCCUUUAGCAAUAAUUACAGCCUGUCUCAACAUCAAAUAGUUCAUACUGGAAAAAAACCAUUUAAAUGUAAUGAAUGUGGUAAAGCUUUCAGUAGCAAACGGUACCUAAUUGAACAUCAAACAGCUCAUACAGGAGAGAAAUCUUAUGAAUGUAAUGAGUGUGAAAAAGCUUUCAGCUGGCAUGCCAGCCUUUAUGUACAUAAGAGGGUCCAUACUGGAGAGAAGCCCUUUGAAUGUAAGGAAUGUGGGAAAGCCUUCAGCAAGAAGAUAUAUCUUAUUAGACAUAAGGUAAUUCAUACUGGAGAGAAGCCUUUUGAAUGUAAUGAAUGUGGGAAAGCAUUUAGGUACUACUCUUCCCUUAUGAAGCAUCAAAAAAUCCACACAGGGGAGAAACCCCAUAAAUGUAAUGAAUGUGAGAGAGCCUUCAGACAAAAGGUACACCUUGAAGUUCAUAAGAGAAUUCAUAACGGAGAGAAGCCCUUUAAAUGUAAUGAAUGUGGUAAAGCCUUCAGGCGGGGCUCAUCUCUUAUGCAACAUGAGAUAAUUCACACUGGAGAGAAGCCCUAUAAAUGUGAUGGAUGUGGGAAAGCCUUUAGCCACAAGGCCUACCUUGAAAUACACAAGAGAAUCCAUACUGGGGAGGAACCAGACAUAUGUAGUGAAUGUGGGAAAGGCUUCAGAUACAGUUCAGACCUUAUACGACAUCAAAGGACUCAUACUGAAGAAAAACCCUAUAAAUGUAAUGAAUGUGGGAAAGUCUUCAAGUGGAGCUCAAUUCUUAUGCAACAUGAGAUAAUUCACACUGGAGAGAAGCCCUAUAAAUGUGAUGGAUGUGGGAAAGCAUUUAACCGGAAGGGAAACCUUGAAAUACACAGGAGAAUCCAUACUGGGAUGAAACCAUACAUAUGUAGUGAAUGUGGGAAAGGCUUCCGAUACAGAUCAGGCCUUAUACAACAUCAAAGUACUCAUACUGAAGAGAAACCCUAUAAAUGUAAUGAAUGUGGGAAAGUCUUCAAGCGGAGCUCAUCUCUUAAGCAACAUGAGAUUGUUCACACAGGAGAGAAGCCCUAUAAAUGUGAUGGAUGUGGGAAAGCCUUUACCUGGAAGGGACCCUUUGAAAUACACAGGAGACUCCAUACUGGGGAGAAACCAUACAUAUGUAGUGAAUGUGGAAACGGCUUCAGAUACAGAUCAGCCCUUAUAAGACAUCAAAGGGCUCAUAGUGAAGAGAAACCUUAUAAAUGUAAUGAAUGUGGGAAAGUCUUCAAGAGGAGCUCAUUUCUUAUGCAACAUGAGAUAAUCCACAGUGAAGAGAAACCCUAUAAAUGUGAUGGAUGUGGGAAAGCCUUUAGUCGGAAGGGAAACCUUGAAAUACAUGGGAGAAUCCAUACUGGGGAGAAGCCAUACAUAUGUAGUGAAUGUGGGAAAGCCUUUAGGCAUAAAGGAAACUUUAAUGCACAUAAGAAAAUGUAUACUGGAAAAAAAACACUUUGAAUAUAAUGAAAGUGGAACAGCGUAGACAAAGACCAGAUUGCUGCACAUAAUAGAAUUCACAGGACAUAAAUACCCAUUAAAUAUAUGCAACUUGAGGAAAAUUUGCAUUGUAAGAGAUCAUGGAAUUCACAUUAAAGGGAAACCUCAAGAAUGUGGCUUGGCCUUUAGCUCCAAGGGAAACCUUACUGUAAGGAAUUAAUUGUGAUUUGGGUUUUUCAUAACCCUAUCUUUGCUUUACUAUGGUCAGACUGAAAAAGAAUGUGGGCUUGAAAAGUCUAAAAGAAGCUUGGGUGUGUACUUUGGGAGAUAAUUGAACAAACAAGAGGAACUCUGACCACAGGGAACAUUUAUUGAGCCUGUAACUAAGCCUCCUCCCCCAUGCCCACGUGGGUCUGGCUAGAUUAUAAUGGGGACAGCCCAUGUGGGUGUGCUUAGCCAAUCUGAAUCAGCAUGGCUAAGAAUUGACCCUCCCCUUCCUGUGGAAAAGUCAGUUGAGAUUCGGUUAGGGGGAGGGAGAAGAAGUUAAAAGGCAGUUAGAGAGGGUUCUGAGGGAAACAGGGAAGAAAGGCAUACAUUUUAGAGGAGCUAUGGGUGUUUGCCCUUCAGACAAAAACAGAAGAGACUGCACAGUUUAUUCUCCUUAGAACUACAGAUUUGGGGUGUGGUGAGUUUGGGUUUUUUUAGGCAAAGCUCUUUGGAGCUAGCUGGGCAGGAGGCAGGUUCUGGUGACUGGGGCCUUUUUACUACAGAG
Messenger RNA from Dromiciops gliroides (monito del monte), 4179 nucleotides. Its product is annotated as zinc finger protein 665-like. Lineage: Eukaryota; Metazoa; Chordata; Mammalia; Microbiotheria; Microbiotheriidae. Gene Ontology annotation, molecular function: RNA polymerase II cis-regulatory region sequence-specific DNA binding; DNA-binding transcription factor activity, RNA polymerase II-specific. The record is from RefSeq and is a predicted model, not a curated record. Bases 1005 to 3428 code for a protein of 807 amino acids. Gene Ontology annotation, biological process: regulation of DNA-templated transcription. The transcript is spliced from 5 exons.